GUGACCCUCUUUAGUGCCGCCACCUCCGACGCUCCGUAACAAUACCCAUUCAGUUUGUCGAUUCGCCCAGCAUGGAUCGUCUAGAAGCCCUCGGGACCCAACUGUCCCAAAUCACCAUGUAUGAUAUCAAGUCGAUGUACAACCAAGCCAAGAACGUCGUCCUGAACGUCAGCGAGAUAGAGGCAAAAGUGAGGGAGGCGACAAAUGACGAGCCUUGGGGCGCCAGCUCGACUCUGAUGCAAGAUAUCGCAAAUCGAACAUUCAACUACCCGGACUUCAAUGAAAUCAUGCCCAGCAUCUACGCCCGUUUUAUGGAAAAGGAAGCUCGCCAAUGGCGCCAAAUCUACAAAGCACUCCAACUGCUUGAAUACCUCGUGAAGAACGGAUCGGAAAGGGUGGUGGAUGACGCCCGCUCUCAUGUUUCCACGAUCAAAAUGCUCCGGAAUUUCCACUACAUCGAUGACAAGGGGAAAGACGAGGGCUUGAACGUGCGAAACCGUGCCAAGGAGAUUGUAGAAUUACUUUCGGACGUCGACAAGAUUCGCACCGAGAGAAGGAAAGCGAAGGCGAACAAGAGCAAGUACACCGGGGCAGGCAGCGACGGAUUAUCCUUCUCUAGUGGCGGGGGCCGAUACGGUGGAUUUGGUAGCGAGAGUAUGGGCUACGGCGGUAGUGGUGGGGGUGGGGGAGGGGGAGGUGGUUACGGUGCGGAAAGCAGCUCUGACUACUACCAAUCGGGAGGGUCCAGUGCGAUGGGCGCCAGCUCCAGCGGUGGCUUCAGAGACGACCGGCGACCGGGUGCAUUCGAAGAGUAUAACGCAGGGGACGAUGAAAUUGGUGCUCGAACUUCGUCUCCCGUCAACACUCGCUCUGCGCCAGUGCGCAAAGCUUCAGUCCCGAUCCCGGCGCCUCCCCCUGCUGCCGCUCCUCAGCCCAUUGUCAAUCUGCUGGAUGACGACGACUUUGCUGCCCCGCCGCCUGUUGCACCCAAAGCCGCUCCGGCAGCAGCUCCGGCCCCAUCGAAUGUGUUUGACGACGACGAUUUUGCUGACUUCCAGGCCGCGCCUGUUUCUCCUGUUGUUCCAGCUGCCGCUCCAGUUGCCGCGAAACCAAAUCUUAUGGACAUGCUCAACUCGGCGCCUGCCGUCCAGCCGCAGCGCAUGAGCAUGGGGAUGGGGAUGGGUUCAGCGAUGCAACCAAGUGCACCUCGAUACGGAACUCCGAUGAACUCAACUCCGAUGACGUCCACUCCCAUCGCACCGAACUACACCGGCAUGUCAGCAGCGAGGGCACCCGCUGCUGCAGCUGCACCAGCAAAACCUGCUGCUGCCUCCAGCAACUUUGACGAUUUGUGGAGCAUGUCAUUCGGAUCCACGACCUCGAAGCCGGCGACUCCGACCGCUGGGCCUGGAAAGAGUAUGAAAGAUCUCGGGAAGGAGAAAGCUGAUGCUGGGCUGUGGGGUUCGAAACCUGCUACUGCGAACACCAACACGGGCGCUGGCGCAUUCGGUGCAUUUGGCACUGGUGCACCGGCCUCGUCUGCGUCAAAUGACCUCGACGAUUUGUUGGGCUGAUGACGAAGUUUUCAACAAUAAUGGGAUUCAGAUAAUACACAGGUGUCUUCCAUUGCACUGGCCUGGUUUCGCUUUUAGGCAGUCUUCAAGCACAUCUGCGCUGAAAAAGUUGAUACCGAGAACGAAAGAUAGAGCAAUUUAUUCAUGUGGGCUGGUUCCCCAACGGAAGCGGCAUAGAGCGGGGAAUGUGUGGUGUGCGGGGCAAUUCCCGAGUCUGGUAGAAAGCACGGUAACCUUGUCUUGCCCUCCUGCUGACUGGUACCAUUUGGAUAAUUGCCCAUUAGCCAGGGACCAGGUGAUGGUCAGGUGAAACUUGGGUCAGAGUCCGAGAGUGAGCAGCAAAUGCUUGUAAGCGCGACCUGUCUAAGUUUGUAGUAGCGGGACGAACACACGGACUGGGGUGUGCUACUCGGGAUAUAGAUGAGCCAGGAUUUCAAAAGUAGUCAUCUCAGGGCCGGCUGCUCGGUCUCAAGUUGACUCGCCGAUUCCCCAGUCUGCUUCCAUCUCAGAACACCUCCCACAAGCAUAGCUACGGAGGUCCAUGAGAUCUAGCCACGCCACGAGGAGUCAAGCAGAUGACUCGCCGACGCCAAAUGCAGCCACGAAGUUCUUCGACAGACGGCUUCCUGGAGCAGCUUGACGCGACAUCCAUAGGGAGUAGAUUCCGAGACCGGUGAAAGUUGCAGUGCCAGAGAUCCGGCAGGCGAGACAGUCGCGUGGUGGUGGCUCACGUUGAGCCAUUUGGAGCCUUUCAGAAGCUGUGAAGAAGUACAAGCUUGCUGCGUGGAUCCUGGAAUCCGGCUGCGGUCAGCCUGC
Messenger RNA from Mycena citricolor, 2390 nucleotides. The record is from the annotation of a GenBank genome assembly. NCBI's taxonomy places the organism in Eukaryota, Fungi, Basidiomycota, Agaricomycetes, Agaricales, Mycenaceae.